AUGGCAUCCAACGAUGACCUCAAGGCCCAUGCGGCCUCGAACCAAGAUUUCUACGCUCUCCUGGAUAUCCCCGCUGCAGCAUCGGAGAGUGAAAUUCGACGUGCCUAUCGACGAACCGCGCUCAAAUACCAUCCCGAUAAGAUUGCAAAUCCCACCCCCGCAGAUAUCGACAAAUUCCACCUACUCCAGAUCGCCUAUGAUGUGCUUUCGGAUCCGUCCAUCCGACAACUGUACGAUAACGCGCGGGAGGCGCGACAGCGGAAGCAGCGCGAGCGGGACAUGAUGGAUGCGGCGAAGCGGAAGAUGCGAGAGGAUCUGGAAGCUCGAGAACGCGCCGGAACCGGAGCCGGGGCCCAGAGAGGAGUGAAACGGUCAUGGGGCAUGGUUAGGACUGAUGCAGAUGCCGAGGAUGCCGAGGAGAAGCUGCAGCGGGAGAUCGAGCGGAUUGCAGAGGAUGGACGACGGCGACGACGCGAGGUUGAAGAUCGAUUAAAACGCGAGAUGGAGGACGAGCAACGACGUAUGCGUGAAGAGGAAGAAGCGGCUCAGCGCACGGCGGAUAAGAGCAGUCAACGAGUCGAUCGGUCGCAGGAAGGUGGCGCAAAUGUGCCUGAGCUGGAACGAGGGGUGAAAGUGCGCUGGGUUCGUGAGGGUCGGGGUUUGAAGUUGGAUCAGCAUCGCUUGACAUCUUUGUUCGCUCCAUUUGGCAAAAUCGAAAAUAUCCUCAUCCUCAAGGACAAACGACAGCGUCUCGGGGACAAGCGAGAGAAGAAGACGAUCGCCACGGGCGUUGUGAUCUUCGCGUCAAUCGUCAGUGCACAUGCUGCCGUGCUAGACAGCGAAAAGAAGAAAUGCCAACACGCUAGCCAGACAGAUACCGACUGGAAUUUGAUCGACUCGGUCACUUGGGCAUCUGCCAACCAGCCGGAUUUAAGCAUGGGCGAGAAUCAUCAUGCAGCUUCUCAUCCCUCAAAGCAGAACGGGACGUCUCCAGCUUCAGAAUCGGCCUCUCCCAAGCCCAGCUUUAACUUCCCAGGCCUGAAGGUGACAGGGUCCAGUGACUCUGGAAAGAAGCCCGGGAAGUUGUCUUUUGCUUCGUUUUCUACUGCGGCUGCCAACUCAGCGAAAUCAGGACCCAGUUCCAGUGCUUCCGUCAACGCACCAACGACUCCUAGCUUGGAAGAGGUGACGUUGAUGCGACUGAAAACUGCACAGCGUGAAAAAGAGCGAAAGGCUCUGGAGGAGCAGCUCAGAAAAGAGGAUGAAGCCGCAGACGCAGCAGAGGCUGCGGCCACCGGAGCUCAAUUAUAA
This is a messenger RNA of Aspergillus tanneri, 1311 nucleotides long. Its product is annotated as putative cell cycle control protein (Cwf23). The coding region runs from base 1 to 1311 and encodes 436 amino acids. Gene Ontology annotation, cellular component: spliceosomal complex. The transcript has a single exon. Lineage: Eukaryota; Fungi; Ascomycota; Eurotiomycetes; Eurotiales; Aspergillaceae. Gene Ontology annotation, biological process: spliceosomal complex disassembly. The record is from RefSeq and is a predicted model, not a curated record. Gene Ontology annotation, molecular function: nucleic acid binding.